AUGGUGCCCGGGAAGAGGCUCCCGCCGCCCGUCGACCCGGCCCUCAUCGCCACCCUCCUCACGUUCCUCUCCCUCCCGCAGCCCACGUCCAUCGCGCCGCUCGAGGCCAACGCGGCCUUCCACAGGAUCUACCUGAUACACUACGCCUCGCCGCCGGCGGAGCUGCUGGACCUGCGGCCCAACGUGCUCGGCCGCGAGUUCACGCUCCUGGAGCGCAUGCCCGGCCGCAGCGUCGACUCGGUCUACGCGCGCCUCCCCGAGGCCGCCAGGCUGCGGCUCGUCAACCGGCUCAUCGACGCGCUGGUCGAGCUGCACGCCCACGCCUUCCGCCACGUCGGCGGCCUGCAGCUCGUCGGGGGCGACGUCGUGCCCGGCCCCCUGCUGGAGGACACCUUCUGGUUCCUGCCGGACAUGGAGGCCGAGUUUGGGAGCGACGAGUCGGUCGAGGCGCCGAGCCCCGCGGGGCCGUACGCCUCCCACGCCGACUUUGUAAAGGGGCUCGUGGGCGCGUUUGUGCACGCCAUUUCCAUGCACGAGCGGCUGGCCUGGGCGCGCGGCCUGCUGCCCCGGCUGCGGGCGCUGGCGGUCGAGCUGCCGCGCCUGAGGCUGGACACCAAGAUGGUGCUGGCGCACAAGGACUUGCACCUUGGCAACGUCAUGGCUUCCGGGGACGGGGAGCUGACGGCCAUUUUGGACUGGGAGUUUGCCGCCGUGGUGCCGGCCGUGAGGCGGGAUCCCGCGCGCGGCUUUCUCUGGAACUGCCAGUACUCGCAGGAGGGGCAUGACGAAAAGUACCGCAUGAGGGCCCUGUUUGAGCGCGAGCUCGAGAGGCGCGGCGUGGACAAGUGGUGGGAGGCGACGAAUGGGGAUAUCGACGCCGUGUGGGACGUGGUGAGGUACGAGAGGGCCAUUGUCGAGGUGUGUCCGCGGGCCGACAAGAUGGACCUAUGUCGGGCUUGGAGGCGCAAGGCCGAGGAGGCGCUGGCCAGGCUGGGCGUUUGA
Metarhizium acridum CQMa 102 is the source of this 1002-nucleotide messenger RNA. The record is from RefSeq and is a predicted model, not a curated record. NCBI's taxonomy places the organism in Eukaryota, Fungi, Ascomycota, Sordariomycetes, Hypocreales, Clavicipitaceae.